CGGAGUCCGCAGCCGGCCGCCCCUGCGGGCCGGACAGUGCGGCCGGUGGCCGGAACCGAGCGCCCCAGCCCGCGGAGAGGGCGCGGCGGCCGCGGCGGCGGCGGCGGCGGCGCGGGGUGGGGAGGAGCCCGGGCCGGAACCAGGGCUGGGCCGGGGGCGGGGACGCCGGGGUCCCGGAGCCUGGGAGCCGAAGCGAGCGGAGGAACGUCGCGGACGGACCGGGGAGGAGGACCGGAGCCCCGGGCGAGCCGAGCGACUCACAAAGUGCGAUGCCCCGGCGGGACUGAGGCGCGCGGCGGGCGGCGCGGCGCGGCGCGCGGGGAGGACGCCCGGGAGCGGCGCGGAGCGGAGCGGCCGCCCCGGCGGGCGGCGGCGGGCCCGGGCUGCGCCCCGAGCGCGCCCCAUGCCCCGCGCGGGCUGACGGGCCGGAGCCCGCACGGAGCGGCCGGGCGGGACAGGUCCCGCUAGAACGACAUGAUGGUGGAAUCCGCCUCAGAGACAAUCAGGUCUGCUCCAUCUGGUCAGAACGGCGUGGGCGGCCUCUCUGGGCAGACCGAUGGCGGGGCUGGGGCUGCGGGCACAGCUGCAGGCAGCACCGGCAGGGAUGGCGCAGGUAGGGACACGGCAGGCAGCACAGACAGCAAUGGAGAAAUGAGCCCCGCGGAGCUCCUGCACUUCCAGCAGCAACAGGCUCUCCAGGUGGCCCGCCAGUUCCUGCUACAGCAGGCCUCCAGUCUGAGCUCCCCCGGGAACAAUGACAGCAAACAGUCAGCCUCUGCCCUGCAGGUGCCCAUGUCAGUGGCCAUGAUGUCGCAGCAGAUGCUUACCCCCCAGCAGAUGCAGCAGAUCCUGUCACCCCCACAGCUGCAGGCCCUGCUCCAGCAGCAACAGGCCCUCAUGCUCCAGCAGCUGCAGGAAUAUUACAAGAAGCAGCAAGAGCAGCUCCACCUACAGCUCCUCACCCAGCAGCAGGCAGGAAAACAGCAGCCCAAAGAGGCGCUGGGGAACAAGCAGCUGGCCUUCCAGCAGCAGCUCCUCCAGAUACAACAGUUACAGCAGCAGCACUUGCUCAACCUGCAGAGACAGGGGCUGGUCAGCCUGCAGCCCAGCCAAGCGUCAGGGCCCCUCCAGACUCUCCCGCAAGCAGCCGUGUGCCCGACGGAUCUGCCCCAGCUGUGGAAGGGCGAGGGUGCCCCUGGACAGCCUGCUGAGGACAGCGUCAGGCAGGAGGGGCUGGACCUCGCCGGCACAGCUGCUACUGCUACCUCGUUUGCCAGCCCCCCCAAGGUCUCCCCACCCCUCUCCCACCACCCCCUGCCCAACGGACAACCUACUGUGCUCACAGCACGGAGAGACAGCUCCUCCCAUGAGGAGACCCCCGGCUCCCACCCCCUCUAUGGACAUGGAGAGUGCAAAUGGCCAGGCUGUGAGACCCUGUGCGAAGACCUGGGUCAGUUUAUCAAACACCUCAACACUGAGCAUGCGUUGGAUGACCGGAGCACGGCCCAGUGCCGUGUGCAGAUGCAGGUGGUCCAGCAGCUGGAGAUCCAGCUCGCCAAGGAGAGUGAGCGGCUACAGGCCAUGAUGGCGCACCUGCACAUGCGGCCCUCUGAGCCCAAGCCCUUCAGCCAGCCCCUGAACCCAGUCCCCGGCUCCUCCUCAUUCUCCAAGGUGACCGUCUCCGCAGACCCAUUCCCAGAUGGCCUGGUGCACCCCCCAACCUCGGCUGCUGCCCCCGUCACCCCCCUGCGGCCCCCUGGCCUGGGCUCUGCCUCCCUGCACAGCGGGGGCCCAGCCCGCAGGAGAAGCAGUGACAAGUUCUGCUCUCCCAUCUCCUCAGAGCUGGCCCAGAAUCAUGAGUUCUACAAGAACGCCGACGUCAGGCCCCCCUUCACCUACGCCUCCCUCAUCCGCCAGGCCAUUCUGGAAACUCCUGACAGGCAGCUGACCCUGAAUGAGAUCUAUAACUGGUUCACCAGGAUGUUCGCUUACUUCCGCAGAAACACCGCUACCUGGAAGAAUGCCGUGCGCCACAACCUCAGCCUGCACAAGUGCUUCGUCCGUGUGGAGAACGUCAAGGGUGCUGUGUGGACUGUGGAUGAACGCGAGUAUCAGAAGCGGAGACCGCCAAAGAUGACCGGGAGCCCCACCCUGGUGAAGAACAUGAUCUCCGGUCUCAGUUAUGGAGCACUUAAUGCCAGCUACCAGGCCGCCCUGGCAGAGAGCAGCUUCCCGCUUCUCAGCAGCCCUGGCAUGCUGAACCCGGGCUCCGCCAGCAGCCUCCUGCCCCUCAGCCAGGACGAUGGGGGCGCCCCUGGAGAGCCACUGCCCAGCAAUGGCAGCAGCAGCCCUCCUCGCCUUUCCCCUCCCCAGUACAGCCACCAGGUGCAGGUGAAGGAGGAGCCCGCAGAGGCAGGGGAGGAACGGCGACCUGGGCCCCCCUUGGUGCCCCCCACUCCUAGCAUCGUGGGACCCCCCGAAGACAGGGACCUGGAGGAGGAGCUGCCAGGAGAGGAGCUAUCCUAAGGGUCUGGAGGGGUGGGCAGGGCAGGGGAGGGGUGAGAUACCACGCGCCCCCCCUCCUCCAACUGC
This is a messenger RNA of Dipodomys spectabilis (banner-tailed kangaroo rat), 2592 nucleotides long. RefSeq names its product forkhead box P4 (gene Foxp4). Gene Ontology annotation, cellular component: nucleus. The record is from RefSeq and is a predicted model, not a curated record. Bases 475 to 2526 code for a protein of 683 amino acids. Gene Ontology annotation, molecular function: RNA polymerase II cis-regulatory region sequence-specific DNA binding; DNA-binding transcription repressor activity, RNA polymerase II-specific. Gene Ontology annotation, biological process: regulation of transcription by RNA polymerase II. Lineage: Eukaryota; Metazoa; Chordata; Mammalia; Rodentia; Heteromyidae. The transcript is spliced from 17 exons.